Aspergillus alliaceus is the source of this 1062-nucleotide messenger RNA. RefSeq lists its product as uncharacterized. The coding region runs from base 458 to 919 and encodes 153 amino acids. The record is from RefSeq and is a predicted model, not a curated record. The transcript has a single exon. NCBI's taxonomy places the organism in Eukaryota, Fungi, Ascomycota, Eurotiomycetes, Eurotiales, Aspergillaceae.
CUCGAUUCAGCUGUAUUAGUGAAGGCUCUGAACAACGGUCUGUAUCAAUCUAAACUUGAGCAAUACUUCCAUUCUCUCUCCCUACCGCGCCGUCGCGGUCGAAACUUUUUAGAUCUGCCAUACAAUAUCCGAUGCCGGAUUUACCGCCUCGCGGGCGUAGUUCGCAAAUGCCCCAUCUACUUGUAUUGUGAUCCACGAGUGUGUCUCUAUGAUCUUGAUUAUGAUAAAAACCCUAUCGGCUGCUUUACAGCUGGUGCUUCUGAUCUUGAUCGUGAUUGCCAUGAAGAUAUGAAUUCCGGUUUUUAUCGACCGAUUUCAGACUCUCUUUUCUGCUGUGGCCGAGAUGUCUCCCUGGAGGUCUCAGCGCUCUUCUACGGCGAGAAUUGAUUUUACAUUCUAUAUACGGAUCUAGGAAGCUUUUGAUGCAAUAUUGAAGCUGCGUCCGACAACUCUUGCUAUGAUAUGUUACCUGUAUGUUGUGCUGCACCAGGCCAGCAAAGACUCAAGGCUUAGUGAUUGCAUUUGUGAUGUUCGCAACAAACAACAGUGUCCCUUGCGGUACACGCCUCCUCGGCAUUAUCGAGACCUGAUCAAUGGAUGGGAAGCUGUCUACAUGCGACUCGCUGAGUCUAUCGCUCUCAUCUUGAGAUGUAUCUUAUCUGCGACACCGAUAGCACGAAGGUGGCAGCCUUCUCGGUGCGGUUUGCUCUACCGCGGAGAACCUGGUGUAUUCUCAUGGACAGAAGUCUCUACGUCGAUCUCUACCACAUGGCAAGUGAUAUGUCUAUGCAGAUACCAGGGCGCAUGGGUAACACUCACCGACAAGUCUUCCGGUACGACCUCCUGUGCUGUCUCCCAAUGCUUCCCAAGGGCGGAACGUGGGCGUCACAAUGUAAUAAGUGCUGGAAGCUUCCCGUGAUCCUUCGAGAGGACUGUAUGAGUACGAAUACAUGACAUAUAUUAGCGAGGAGGAGAAAGACCAAGCUUGUUAGCAAGUAUAUGCACCGCCUGUGGUAGUAUGUGGAUUGCUGAAUACUAUGGUAAACAGGCCACAUAUUAAAG